This is a messenger RNA of Miscanthus lutarioriparius, 336 nucleotides long. Lineage: Eukaryota; Viridiplantae; Streptophyta; Magnoliopsida; Poales; Poaceae. The record is from the annotation of a GenBank genome assembly.
AUGGACAGCUCAGGAAAAAAAAAAGAUCACAGUUUGGGUGCUCGGGAUAGCGAAAUAGAUCCUAUAGAACGGAACUCGCUCACUGUCAAGGCAAUCGAUCCAACCAACGGCUUGCUUACCAGGGAAAAGAAGCAGCGAUCCAAGCUCGGGGAUGGAGAGGGAAGCCCUGAGGCAGAGUCGGAGGAGAAGAACUCCUUCAAGUGGCGGGACACGCCUAGGCGGCGCGGAACGGCGGAAGGACUCGGGCGGUCGUCGGCGGCCGUCGCGGGUGGGAUGGGGAAGUGCGGAAGAGGUCGAACCGUCAAAGGUGGCUUCGUGUUGGGCCACUUGAGGUAG